Messenger RNA from Naegleria lovaniensis, 1794 nucleotides. RefSeq lists its product as uncharacterized. Bases 1 to 1794 code for a protein of 597 amino acids. The transcript has 2 exons. Gene Ontology annotation, biological process: intracellular signal transduction. The record is from RefSeq and is a predicted model, not a curated record. Lineage: Eukaryota; Heterolobosea; Eutetramitea; Acrasida; Naegleriidae. Gene Ontology annotation, molecular function: guanyl-nucleotide exchange factor activity.
AUGUUCAUCUUCCUUCUUUCAGUGCUGUUGGUCCUUCUCGGAGGUUUCUUCUUCAAACUUGCUGUCGCACACAGCAAAUCCUCAUCAACCACCACCACCAACACGACCACCACUUCACCAUCGACUCCAUUGAUCAAAAAGGAAAAAUCCACAUUGACAUCUGGCACUUUUGAAAAUACAACAACUUCCGAAACAACACCCGUCGAUUCCAAGAAUCGAAGAGAUUCUCUCGAUCUCUCCCUCGUCAUGCCUUCCAAAGAAGAAUUUCGUCAAGUUUUCAAAAAUGUUUCUUCCAUGUUUUUAAAAAACAUUUCCGAACAAGUUUCGAAAAUGGAUAAAAUGUUGAAUUUGGCACAAUCGGGUCAACACUUGUCGAGUAAGAUCAUUUCCGAGACGAGUAGUAGCAAAUUCGACAAGGUAUAUCAAUUGGCAGAAGAAGAACAAACCUUGACAGAAAUAAAACAUGGCGAUGAACAUGAUGACGAAGAUGACGAAUCGACAGCUGUCAUUUGUUUGUCACCUUCCAUCGAAGACGAAGAAAUGGAAUCCGAUGAAGAAGACAAGUCCUCCUCUUCCUCCGCCACGACCAAACAAACUCCUCUCUCCGAAGAAUCUAAAAAAGAGAAAAUGAAUGAAAAACGAAAAAAUAUUUUAGCAGAAAUUCUCAGCACGGAAGAAUAUUAUGUGAAAGGUCUUCUCAUUUUGGAUUUUAUUUACAAGAGACAAAUCGAACAAAAGAAAAUUGUCGAUCCCAAAGUGUUGAAAAUUAUUUUUCAAGAUGUCGACAUUGUGUGUAAUGUGAAUUCGAAAUUUUUAGAAGAAUUACGAAAAAUUUAUGAAAAGGAAAAGAAUUUGGAAAGAGAACGAGAACGAGAACAACAAACAAAAUCCUCGAACAUGAAAGCCACUAGUAAUUCUGGAAUGAAUUCUAAUUAUUAUUCAAGUUUGGGAGAAUUAUUGAAUACCUAUGCACAUACAUUUAAAUUAUAUGCAAAUUAUAUUUCUGGUUAUAAAAAGGCAUCGGCUGCUCUAUCGGAAGAAAAGAAGAAGAAUAAGCAAUUGAGCAAGUUUUUGGAUGGAAUGAAAUUAUUGUUGAAGGAACAAGGAGAGAGAAUUACACAGUUGGAGAGUUUUUUAGUGACACCUGUUCAGAGAAUUCCUCGUUAUCGAUUACUUCUUGAAGAUCUUUUAAAGAACACUCCAGAGGAUGAUCUUACCAAACCAAAACUCAAAGAAGCUCUCGAACUCAUCAAAUCUAUUGCUUUAUAUGUCAAUGAAGCUGAAAUGAAAGUUGAAAACAUUCAAGUGACUUCACACAUGGUUCACAAAUUGAAACUCAAAGGAUUUAUCAAACCAUCAAGAUAUUUAUUUGAUUAUUGGGCUGAAGAAAAUAACAAUACCAUUCAAUGUCGAAGCAAAUCAUCACCUUCUCGUGUCCAUAAUUGUGAAGUUUAUGUAUUUAGUGACAUUUUGGUGUUCCACAAAAACUUUGAUAGUUUUUUAGGAGCUAAAUUGGAAUUACUUCAUACUCGAAAAGGAGCAAAACAAAAGAAUAAGCUUGUCGUGAAGGAAGUUCAAAUUAUUUCAUCCUCCAACACAAUCAGAGACUCUGGAAAUGCAUUGGAAGUGACUGUGAAAUUCAUGUAUGAAAAUCAUUCGAGUAAGGAAAUUAAAUUGUUACCAAAGAAUGUGGAGGAAAAGACUCGAUUAGAAAAUGCACUUCGUAAAAGUAUUUCAGUAUCUACAAAUACGAAUACUCAAGGAUUUUCAUUGGGAAAGAAUGUCAAGCAAUAA